Zootermopsis nevadensis is the source of this 1607-nucleotide messenger RNA. NCBI's taxonomy places the organism in Eukaryota, Metazoa, Arthropoda, Insecta, Blattodea, Termopsidae. The record is from RefSeq and is a predicted model, not a curated record.
GUUCUCAUGGCAGCAGACAGACGAUCGGUUUAUUCGGCCGCGCUAUGGAAAGAGAUGGCAGAUGAAGUUUGAGAUGAAAACAGAGUCUGGCCAGAAUGGAUUUACUACGAAAGAGGCUUGUGAAAAUGGUGACGGAGGGAGUGGGAGAUUGGCAUACACAUGUUUGCUGAUAAACGAACUUCUUGGCGCCAACAUUCAAGAUCUUAGAGACCAAUGUGAUGAGAGAAGAGCGCUCAUUCCAGGAUCAAAUAUCUUUUCCUUGUCACCACUUAGUGCACAAAGCCAAAAGUUGCUUAGUGCACCGAGAAGGUCAAGGAGGAAAAUAUCACCAAUACCCUACAAGACGUUGGAUGCCUCUUAUCUCCAAGAUGACUUGUCCCUCAAUCUUGUUGACUGGUCUUCAGAGAAUGUGUUAAGCGUGGGAUUAGGAACUUGCGUAUAUAUUUUUUGUGCAAGCACAAAUCAGGUUGGAAUGCUGUGUAAUUUAUCUGGAGAUGGCACCUCUGUAACUUCAGUUGCAUGGAAUGAACACGUAAGUAUUGGCCAGACUAUUUUUACUCAGGUCGUUGAAAAGUAUUUCUGUGAAAAUUUCUUGGUAAUUGGCACAUAUCAUGGCUACGUGCAAGUCUGGGACGUUGCCGUAAAUUCCCAAGUUAAUGAGCUGCUGACCCAUCCAGACAGAGUUGGAUUGCUUGCUUGGAAUGGUGGUGAUGUGUCGUCAGGAAGUCGGGAUGGACUUAUCUUACAGUUGUUAUUACUGCAAAAUAGUGUCAUUGUGUUUUUGCAUUGUGACAGCAUGUGGACUGACAUAUAUACCAGUGUUUUGGAGAUAGAUGAAGUCUCCAUUUUCAGCUCUGAAGAUAAAGACAUUUCAUCUCCGCAUCGCAUCACGACCCAGAAGAACAGCAUCAACAUCUUCAUCACGGUUUGCGGCUUGAAGUGGUCUCCAGACAAGCGGAGCCUGGCAUCCGGUGGCAACGACAAUCGCCUGAAUAUUUGGGAUCUGCAUUCAGACUCACCUGUGCAGACGUACACUGAGCAUUUGGCAGCAGUGAAAGCUAUUUCCUGGUCCCCACAACAUCGUGGACUCUUGGCUAGUGGUGGAGGCGCAGCUGAUUGGUGUAUUCGUUUCUGGAACACACUCACAGGACAACCAAAGCAGUGGGUGGACACUGGAUCUGAAGUCUGUAAUCUCGUCUGGUCUAAACAUUCCUCUGAACUGGUAAGUUCCUUGCAUGUCGAUGUGAUCUGCAAUUUGUGCUUGGAACGAUAUCAAAUAAAUUCUUGGGAAAUGAAGUAUACCAUACCUCCCACUGUGGUUCAGAGCACUCAAUUGUUACUUUUAAUUCCAUAUCUUGCCAUGUCUCCAGAUGGAGAAGAUAUUGUAACUGGCGCUGGGGAUGAGACUCUGCGGUUCUGGAAAGUAUUCAGUAAAGAUCGUUCACAGAAGGAGAAGAAACCAUGAGUCCUAGAUCUCUUCACCAGCAUCAGAUGAAGAAUCUCCAGAUGUUGCAUAAUGCAUUGAUCUUUUGUUCUUAUUGUGUUUUAUUAUGUUGUUCUAAUUAAUUGUUUUUUGUGAUAAUAUAUUGGUUGAUGUUAUUAAUACA